Molecule: messenger RNA, 1086 nt
Organism: Eutrema salsugineum
Lineage: Eukaryota; Viridiplantae; Streptophyta; Magnoliopsida; Brassicales; Brassicaceae
Product: basic endochitinase CHB4
Biological process (GO): carbohydrate metabolic process; chitin catabolic process; cell wall macromolecule catabolic process
Molecular function (GO): chitin binding; chitinase activity
Source: RefSeq, a predicted model, not a curated record
CCUUCUCAUCUACAAACAAAUAACACAAAACAUGGCUCUCACAAAAAUCUCCUUAGUCCUUUUCCUUUGCCUCUUAGGUUUAUACUCUGAAACCGUCAAGUCUCAAAACUGCGGUUGCGCCCCAAACCUGUGUUGUAGUCAGUACGGUUACUGCGGUUCCACCGACCCUUAUUGCGGUACUGGGUGCCGAUCAGGCCCUUGCAAAAGCAGUGGUGGAAACCCUCCUGCCACUGGUGGUUCGGUCGGUACCAUUGUGACUCAAAGUUUCUUUAAUAGUAUUAUCAACCAAGCCGGUAGUGGCUGCGCCGGAAAAAGAUUCUACACCCGCGACUCUUUCAUCAGCGCCGCUAAUACUUUCCCCAGCUUUGCAAAUUCUGUUACCAAGCGUGAAAUUGCAACCAUGUUUGCUCAUUUCACUCACGAAACUGGACAUUUCUGCUACAUAGAAGAAAAAGGAGCGUCACAUGACUACUGCGAUGAAAACAACAGGCAAUACCCUUGUGCACCGGGCAAAGGCUACUUCGGCCGUGGUCCAAUCCAAUUAUCAUGGAACUACAACUACGGAGCUUGUGGCCAGAGUCUCAACCUUAACCUCCUAGGCCAGCCCGAGCUAGUGGGUAGCAACCCAACUGUGGCUUUCAGGACGGGUCUGUGGUUUUGGAUGAAUAGCGUAAGGCCGGUACUUAACCAAGGAUUCGGAGCCACCAUUAGAGCCAUCAAUGGUAUGGAGUGUAACGGUGGGAACUCAGGUGCAGUCAAUGCAAGGAUUAGGUACUAUAGAGACUAUUGUGGACAACUUGGUGUGGACCCUGGUCCUAACCUUAGCUGCUAGAAAGCUCUUCCAACACAAACACGCACACACGUUACCUGGCACGUGUUGUGGGAAGUUAGUAUUCAAGGUGAAAUAAUAAGUGAAGUAAUAAAGUUAAAUCUCACGUAUGUACUCUGUGUUGGGUCUCAGUGUUCCCUGCGUCACAAGUAAAAAGUUGUUUGUAAUAAUCUUGUGAAAGUGCUCUUCUUUUCUUUUAUCAUGUCUUGUGAAGUGAAUUCAACAUUAAUAAAUGUCUGAGUUUGACAUUUACGGUA